GUAGGUGAUGGAGCUCAGGAGGGUUGGGGAGUCCUCUGGACACCCACUCCUGCCCCCAUCUGUGCAAGAUAGGCAGGGAAUGGGGCAUAAGGGAGGCCAUGGAGACCCUUUGGAUCCAUGCUGAUUCCUCCUUCCCUCUGCCAGUGUCCUGCUGCCGACAGAAGACAGAGGACAACAUGUCUGCAGUUACGGGCACAUUUCGGAUCGUGUCGGAGGAGGAGCAGGCCCUGCGCACCAAACUGGAGCGCCUCACCACCAAGGACCACGGCCCCGUCUUUGGGAGGUGUGAGAAGAUCCCCCCACACACCCUGCAGAAGGCAAAGGAUGAGCUGAACGAGACGGAGGAGAAGCGGGAGGUGGCAGUGAAGGCGCUGCGGGAGCUGGUGCAGGAGCGGGCGGGCGGCGAGGACGUGUGCCAGAAGGUGGCUGAGAAGGUGCAGGGCAAGGACGACUCCUUCCUGCUCCGCUUCAUCCGUGCUCGCAAGUUCGAUGUGCACAGAGCCUAUGACCUGCUGAAAGGCUAUGUGAACUUCCGGCAGCAGUACCCCGAGCUGUUUGAGAACCUGAGCGCCGAGGCCGUGCGCAGCACCAUCGAGGCCGGCUACCCCGGCAUCCUGGCCAGCAGGGACAAGUAUGGGCGGGUGGUGAUGCUCUUCAACAUCGAGAACUGGGACUACGAGGAGAUCACCUUUGAUGAGAUCCUUCGUGCCUAUUGUAUUAUCUUGGAGAAGCUGCUGGAGAACGAAGAGACCCAGAUCAAUGGGUUCUGCAUCAUUGAGAACUUCAAGGGCUUCACCAUGCAGCAGGCAUCAGGGAUCAAACCCUCUGAGCUCAAGAAGAUGGUGGACAUGCUGCAGGACUCCUUCCCAGCGCGGUUCAAGGCCGUCCACUUCAUCCACCAGCCUUGGUACUUCACCACCACCUACAACGUGGUCAAACCGUUCCUGAAGAGCAAACUGCUGGAGAGGGUCUUUGUGCAUGGUGAGGAGCUGGAAUCCUUCUACCAGGAGAUUGAUGCUGACAUCUUGCCAGCAGACUUUGGUGGCAACCUGCCCAAGUAUGACGGCAAAGCAACUGCAGAGAAGCUCUUUGGGCCGCGCAUCGAGUCCGAGGACACGGCUCUCUAGAGCUGGAGCCUGCUGCCCUCCCCUGAACCACACCACCAGGGGUGGCCCUCCAACCCCAGCCACCUCCCUCCUGUAGCCUUGGCUCAGUGACUGCUCGUGCUGAGGCACUCCAGCCUGUCCCUCCUGUCCCCACUCCAGGCAGAGGGCUGUCCCUCCCAGGCACAGCAUCCUUCCCACCAGCCCUCUCCCACAGCAUUUCCUG
This is a messenger RNA of Ficedula albicollis (Collared flycatcher), 1329 nucleotides long. It is a transcript of the gene RLBP1, whose product is annotated as retinaldehyde binding protein 1. The transcript is spliced from 7 exons. Gene Ontology annotation, cellular component: membrane. The record is from RefSeq and is a predicted model, not a curated record. Gene Ontology annotation, molecular function: phosphatidylinositol bisphosphate binding. The coding region runs from base 99 to 1127 and encodes 342 amino acids. NCBI's taxonomy places the organism in Eukaryota, Metazoa, Chordata, Aves, Passeriformes, Muscicapidae.